Messenger RNA from Frieseomelitta varia, 744 nucleotides. RefSeq lists its product as uncharacterized. The record is from RefSeq and is a predicted model, not a curated record. Bases 83 to 700 code for a protein of 205 amino acids. Lineage: Eukaryota; Metazoa; Arthropoda; Insecta; Hymenoptera; Apidae. The transcript is spliced from 5 exons.
CUAAAUAAGAAUAACUGAUACUUGAGUUUUGUGUUGACAAUUGUGUUUUUUUAUCAAAUUUCCUAACUGUAGCAUUAUUGCAAUGAAUAGUAUUGAUAAUAUAGUGAUACUUAAAGAAAAACACAUCAAAAUUUCAGAUUCAGAAAUUAAGGAUUUAUUACAAAAUCAGAUGAAGUUAAUUGAUCAUAUUAAGAACAAACAAAAUCAAGAUGUUAGCGAAGAUAAAGUAAAAAUUACUGAAUUAACAUCAAAGGUAAACUCUAGUAGGGAGAUUCUCCAAUCUGAGAAACAAACAUUGGAAUAUAAAAAUAAUGUUUUAUCUAAACACUUAAACCAUAUAACAGAAUUAAAAGGGGAGAAGAAUAAAUUUUUAGAGGAGAAUCAACAAUUAGAAUUGCAAAGAAAUAAACUUAAGACAUGCAAGCGAAAUUUGAAGGAUCAGGAAUUACUAGAUCAAGGAAGAAGAAAAUUUGCAUUAUACAAAGAAUUCACAAAAAUACAUUGGGACUAUGAAAAACUUGAAGAAAAUAUUGCAGGAAAUGUAACAGAUAAGAAAAAAUAUAUUCAUCAUUUUUCUUAUUCAAAAGAAGAAAAUAUAAAAGAUUUAAGUAAUCUUUUAUGGCAGGAAAUAUAUCAAUCUGUAGCUUAUAAAGACCAUAAAGACACAUAUGAUAAUGAAAAUGUUGUACAAAAUAAAUAAUUGUAACAUAAAUUGAAAUAAAUUGCAAUUCAUAUUUUUGUUAA